Molecule: messenger RNA, 1093 nt
Organism: Mizuhopecten yessoensis (Yesso scallop)
Lineage: Eukaryota; Metazoa; Mollusca; Bivalvia; Pectinida; Pectinidae
Exons: 1
Source: RefSeq, a predicted model, not a curated record
AUGGGCAGUUCAUCAUCUAUGUUUAACCCGAACGCCAUGAUGGCAGGUGGUUCGUCGGGCUCAUCGGGUUCCAGCGGUACACAGUCGUCUAAUAGCCAGUAUUAUGGAAGUUUUAACCCUAACAACUUGAUGGGAAGCAUGGGUGGGAAUACGUUCAACCCAAACAACGUCAAUGGAAUGAGUGGAUCAGGAUCAUCACAGCAACAAUCAGGCAGUGGAGGACAAUCGGCCAGUGCGGGACAAUCCGGACAGAGUCAAUCAUAUGUGGGACAGACUAGUACUGCUUCUUUUAAUCCAAAUCAAAUGAAUCAAAAUCAAGGUUCCAUGUUUAACCCCAAUAGUAUGAGCGGAUCUCAGUCCGGCGCCUCCUCGUCCGGCUCAAUGUUUAAUCCUUACGUUGCAAAUAGUAUUGGAGGUGGGCCAUCGUCGUCAGGUUCGCCAUUUUCAUCAUCUCAAGCAUCCCCUCAGACUUCAGCUUCUUCUGCCGGAAGUCAACAAUCUGGACAGCAAUCAGCAGGUUCUGUCGGGACAUCUGCAAGUAGUUUUGGGAGUUCCCAGUCUAGUGGAUCCUCCGGUAGUUCCUCUACAACUUUUGGAAGUUCCCAGUCCGGUAGUUCCUCUGCAAACUCUUUUGGGAGCUCUUCAGGAGGGUCCGCUAGUAGUUUUGGAAACUUUCAGUCCAGCGGAGGCAGCUCAACCGGAAGUGUUGGAUCAUCACAGAGUGCAAGCAAUGCAAGUACUUUCGGAAAACCUUCCCAGAAUACACAGGGAAUCAGUCAGCCGUCCUCUAGUCAACCACAGACAACAGGUGCCUCAUCUUCGUCGUUUGAUCCAAAUCAAAUCAAUUCAAACUUAGGACAACCGCAGUCAAGUGGAGGAGGGGGAAGCACCGGGAUUGCACCUCCCUCCAACAGUAUUACGUCAGGCUUGGGUAGCGGCGGGUCAUCGGGUUCGUUUAUACCGAAAUAUGAUCCUAAUAACAUUAUUAACACUGGCGGAAAUUAUGAUCCCAAUACUGCCAACACUGGUGCUGGAACAGGAGGGAAUGCCCCAUCGUUCUCAAAUGGCCAGGGCUUCAACCCGCAACAGCAAA